AUGUGGGGAAUAGAGGUGUUAAGUUUCUUGAGUUUGGGUCAGCAAGUUCUCGCGACCUUACACCGACCGAACCACAGAGCACAUCUCUCAUCCAACCACAUACAUACUAACAAUGUACACGUUCCUUCUUCCCAACCAACAUUAUCCAACAAUACGUACUCAUCUAUAACUAUAGAGCACUAUGACGAAUCCAUUUCGCGAACAUUGGAUGACGAAAAAUAUUUCACUCUUUCGAGUUCGGAAAUGAAAGGAAAUGACGAUUUUUUCACUGAUAACAUUGAAGAGUGUCCUAAUGAAGUUGCCACAAAGGCGAAAACAAAAUUUGAAGAUAAAGUUUUAGUUUUGGCUGCCAUUUCAGAUAGAGGUAUCUCUAGACCGUAUGUUGGGCAGGUAAGGGGGGAAGCAGAUGAUUCUAAUAUAUAUACCCAAAGAUGUCUUCCAAAAUUAGUUGAUUCUAUUAAUAAACACCACCUUGGGGACGAAAUAGUGUUUUGGCCUGACCUGGCAUCAUGCCAUUAUGUUCGAAUCACCAGAGAUUGGUUAGCAGCACAUAACAUACCUUUUGUGUCCAAGGAAGACAAUCCUCCAAACAUACCUCAAGAUUGA
Brassicogethes aeneus is the source of this 606-nucleotide messenger RNA. The record is from the annotation of a GenBank genome assembly. Lineage: Eukaryota; Metazoa; Arthropoda; Insecta; Coleoptera; Nitidulidae.